AUGUUCGGGGGCCGGGCCAGUCCUCUCUUCCUGGACACUUCGGAGAUCUGGUGGCAGGACCCACCGUCCCUGCGAGCGGAGGCGGCGCCCUGGGAUGUGACAGAGGUGGCAGCCGUGUGCAAGGUGACAGACGAGAGCUCGGAUGCGAGCGCCCAGGAUGUGAACAGCACAGAGGAGCAGGAUGUUCAGGACCCGGAGCUGGAGGCCAUCAAAGCCAAACUGCGGGAAAUAGAGAAGGAAGAUGAGAGGUUGAAGGAGUUGCAGCUGGAAGCUGAGAACCACCUGUUCGUGAGCUCAGAAGCAGCUCUCUUCCCGCUGACAACCAAGGAGAAGAUGGAGGCUGACCAGCGUUCUAUCUAUGUGGGCAACGUGGAUUACGGGGGCACGGCAGAGGAGCUGGAGUCUCACUUCAACAGCUGUGGGCAGAUCAACCGUGUCACCAUCCUCUGUGACAAGUUCUCGGGCCACCCCAAAGGCUAUGCCUACAUCGAGUUCGAGGAGCAGAGCUCUGCCAAGGCUGCGGUGGAGCUGGACGAGAGCAUCUUCAGGGGCCGUGUCAUCAAGGUGCUGCCCAAGAGGACCAACAUGCCCGGCAUCAGCAGCACCGACCGCGGGGGCUACCGGGGCUACUUCCAUGCCCGGGGAGGGCUGGGCCGCUGGGGGGGCUACUACGGGCAGCACCUCAGGGUGCGAGGGAGGACCUACAGGGGUCGAGCAAGGCUGCUGCCUUGGUAUUUUCCAUACUAG
Molecule: messenger RNA, 747 nt
Organism: Lonchura striata (white-rumped munia)
Lineage: Eukaryota; Metazoa; Chordata; Aves; Passeriformes; Estrildidae
Gene: PABPN1L
Product: PABPN1 like, cytoplasmic
Biological process (GO): nuclear-transcribed mRNA catabolic process, deadenylation-dependent decay
Cellular component (GO): nucleus
Molecular function (GO): poly(A) binding
Source: RefSeq, a predicted model, not a curated record